UCGUUACGGUACCUAAAACUCACUGGUUCCAAAUCCCACAACAAAACCCCUAUCUCUCUAUCCGAAUGCAAUUAUGCAUCUAUGUUUCUCUCUCUACAUUUCGGAUGAGUAGCAGAGCAAUAGCCGAAUAGAGAUGACAAUGAAUUCUCUCUCUCUCUACUCUCCUCUUCCUUCCAUCUCCAAUUCAAGGCUCGAUUCCUCCAAAACCCUGAUUUUUCUCAGAACAUCUUCCCAUGGAAGCCCCAAACGCCUCUCCUUGUUCAGAAAAGCUUUGCGAGCUCCAAUUAUCAUCUGUUCUUCUGCUAAUGACUCCUCUGAUUCAGUCCCUUCCGGCGAAAACAUCCCUAGCUUCUGCAUUAUAGAAGGACCAGAGACUGUUCAGGAUUUUGUUCAGAUGCAGCUGCUGGAAAUCCAGGACAAUAUAAGGAGUAGGCGCAAUAAGAUUUUUCUCCUCAUGGAAGAGGUUCGGAGAUUACGUGUACAACAACGCAUAAAGAGUGCUAAAAAGGUUCUUGAUGAGAAUGGUGAAGAGGAAGCUGAGAUGCCUGAAAUCCCAUCGUCGAUUCCAUUUCUCCCUCAUGUGACACCAAAGACAUUGAAGCAGCUAUACCUGACAAGCUUUUUUUUCGUAUCUGGGAUUAUUGUCUUUGGGGGUCUUCUUGCACCAAUAUUGGAGUUGAAAUUAGGCAUAGGAGGCACCUCAUAUGAAGAUUUUAUACACAGCAUGCAUUUGCCUAUGCAAUUAAGUCAGGUCGACCCUAUCGUGGCAUCUUUUUCAGGUGGGGCAGUGGGUGUGAUUUCAGCUUUGAUGAUACUUGAAGCUAACAAUGUUGAGCAACAAGAGAAGAAAAGGUGCAAGUAUUGCCAUGGAAUUGGGUACUUGGCCUGUGCCCGUUGUUCCGCAAGUGGUGUAUGUUUGAAAAUUGAACCUAUUUCAGUAUCCAAUGCUUCUGAUCGCCCAUUACAUGCACCCACUACUCAAAGGUGUUUAAACUGCUCAGGCGCUGGAAAGGUAAUGUGCCCAACAUGCCUUUGCACAGGGAUGGUUAUGGCAAGUGAACAUGACCCGCGAAUUGAUCCAUUUGAUUAAAAGAGAGUGAAGAUCCUCAUCAUAGGAUGUAAUUCUGUUGCUUCAUGUAAUUUUACCCCAAAAAUUGUAUUUGUUGAGAAGGGCAAAAUGUCCACUGAUAUUUGUCUGUACCCAGUUAUACAAUUUUUUAGUACUCUAUAAAAAUAGGAUUUGCAUGCAUUUGUUUUGAAGAUAAUGAAGUACUUUCACAAAAUAUAUAUUACAUGGAAUAUUGGUUAUGCAAAA
This is a messenger RNA of Camellia sinensis, 1315 nucleotides long. Its product is annotated as chaperone protein dnaJ-like protein. Gene Ontology annotation, cellular component: chloroplast membrane. The record is from RefSeq and is a predicted model, not a curated record. Lineage: Eukaryota; Viridiplantae; Streptophyta; Magnoliopsida; Ericales; Theaceae.